AGUUUAAUUUUUAUUUUCUGUUGUUAUCUGUUGAAAUUCACUCUUUCUCUGUCAAAAUGGCUGCCGCGCAAGAGGUGAGGCGUGAACCAAUUCAAGCCGUUCAAGUGUUCGGCCGCAAGAAAACUGCCACAGCAGUAGCCUACUGCAAACGUGGUCAGGGAGUCCUCAGAGUGAAUGGACGCCCCUUGGACCUGGUGGAGCCCCGUCUUCUCCAGUACAAACUACAGGAACCCAUUCUCUUAUUGGGCAAGGAAAAGUUCUCUGGAGUGGACAUCAGAGUCACUGUGAAGGGUGGUGGUCAUGUAGCACAGGUGUACGCCAUCAGACAAGCCAUUUCCAAGGCCCUUAUCGCCUUUUACCAGAAAUAUGUAGACGAAGCCUCCAAGAAGGAAAUCAAAGAUAUCCUCGUCCAAUACGAUAGGAGUUUGCUGGUGGCCGACCCUCGGCGCUGCGAGCCCAAGAAGUUUGGCGGUCCCGGAGCCCGCGCAAGAUACCAGAAAUCUUAUCGUUAAUUGUUUUCGGAAGGCGCGCGCUUUGGUAUUGCUCUGGUGUCUAUGGUCAGGGCAAUAUCAUUGCGUGGUUAAAUAAAAAAUAAGAAAAUA
This is a messenger RNA of Zerene cesonia (dogface butterfly), 602 nucleotides long. It is a transcript of the gene RpS16, whose product is annotated as 40S ribosomal protein S16. The coding region runs from base 57 to 512 and encodes 151 amino acids. The record is from RefSeq and is a predicted model, not a curated record. Gene Ontology annotation, molecular function: structural constituent of ribosome; RNA binding. NCBI's taxonomy places the organism in Eukaryota, Metazoa, Arthropoda, Insecta, Lepidoptera, Pieridae. The transcript is spliced from 5 exons. Gene Ontology annotation, cellular component: cytosolic small ribosomal subunit; ribosome. Gene Ontology annotation, biological process: translation; maturation of SSU-rRNA from tricistronic rRNA transcript (SSU-rRNA, 5.8S rRNA, LSU-rRNA).